AUGAGAGUUGGGAAGGACAUGAAUAUAAGAGCGAGCACCUGCGAGCACCCCACCCACGUUAGGGCUUGUGCGAAGCAGGAGUAUGCGAACACUCGCUGCUGUACUCCUUGUGCUCGCGAUCUUCAAGGGAUCACUCUGCACUCACGUCAUCCAAAUUGACAAAAGGGAUGGCGGCUACGAAAAUAUCAUGGUCGCACUGCACAGAGAUGUGACUGAGAGUGAGAAGCUUGUGGACAACAUUAAGUUACUGUUCCAGGCAGCGUCAGAUUUCCUACACAGAGCCACGCGCGGACGCGUCUAUUUCAAGACUGUUACAAUCGGCGUGCCGAGUACGUGGCAGGUAAGGAAAGGUGUGAAGAGGAUCCUGGCCGAUGAGUACAUGAGUUCCCACGUACGGGUGGAGAACUCGCCCCAUGGAAACAACCCAUACACCCACCACAAGCGAAACUGUGGGGAACACGGACAUUAUAUCCGUAUCACACCAGAGUUUGUCCUUAACCUCAAGUCGACCACCAAGACAAACUAUGGUAACCCAGCCUAUCAUCUGAUCCACGAGUGGGCUCAUUUCCGUUACGGUGUGUUUGACGAGUACGCAGCACCCGGUGAUCCAGAGGGCAAAUCAGCAUUCUACUGCGAUGGCGGAAAGGUCAGACUUAACGGAUGCUCGCGAGACAUCAAGUUCUUCCCUGCCACGGCAAGCGGCGACAAGUGUAAGCUUUACGACGAGUGUAAAGUAUCGGACGACUGCAUCCCCUAUGCUGACCCUUCUCAAGUGCUCUCCAGCGAAUCAUCCAUCAUGUUCAUGCCAGCCAUGGAAAAUAUUUCCCUGUUUUGUGACAGCCGUCACAACCCCAUCGCCCCCAAUAAGCACAAUGAAAAGUGCCAAGGAAAGUCAACGUGGGAAGUGAUCAGUAGCAACAAAGAUUUUGUAGGGCUGCAAGCUCGCGACAUCUCCAAACCUACAAGAGUCACUUUCAGAGAAAUUCAACACGGCCCUCAGUGCUCCGGGCGAUACGUGUUUGUGCUGGACGUAUCGGGAAGUAUGCAAGGUGAAAGGAUAAAAGCACUCAAGGAUGCUGCUACGUUUCUUCUGCGAUAUACCUUCCCGCCAGGAUUCGACGUCGCCAUCGUCACCUUCAGCGGUCAAGCGCAGCUCCUCAAGGGUGUCACCAAACUAGACUCCAGAAGCCAGGGAGAAUUCAUUAACGUGAUACAGAGUCUGCGAGCUGGUGGUGGUACAGGUAUCGGCGCGGGUCUCUCACUUGGACUGCAGGCUCUUAAAUAUGGAUUGAAUUCCGCAGAAGGUGGCACUAUAGUCCUGAUGACAGAUGGCGAAGAAAACGAACACCCAUAUAUGCGAGACGUGUUGCCGGACCUCGUUAAUGAAAAAGUGAAGGUAUCUGCCUUGGCAUUCGGAAAGGAUGCGGAAAAGAAGAUAGAAGCCGUAGCAGAUGCGACAGGGGGACGGACGUACACGUUUAAUGACGAAGGCUCCACAGGCGCCGCUCACGCUCUGGACUCUGCUCUUCAAAAUGCAGUUACUGGGGAUUUUGAAGGAUGUGUCACGAGAAUCACGAUUGCUGAAUUGUCUCUGAAUACGACGAGUGCAGAAAGUAUCGAGUUCACUAUAGAUGAUAGUGUUGGUGAUGACACCCUGGUUACCAUUGUGAGUUCAUCACCCAACAGCCUCAAUAUUACCCUCCUGGAUCCCCGAGGAGAGAUCUUCACUGCGGGUACACGAGAGCUUACGGACACACGGGUCAUCAUUCAUGUUCCGUCGCCAACUACGGCGGGUACGUGGAAGCUGCUAGUUGAGAACACUGACGCAGGAGGAGUGGCCGACUUCCACGUGCGUAUCUCGUCCAAGACGAAAACUGAGGAGGCAAUCAGGGCCAUUGCCUACGUGAAUAGUGCUUCCAUCGAAAGUCCUGAAGAAGCAAGAAUUUAUGCGGAACUUACAUAUGGAGAAUACGUUGUCCUCGGCGCCAAGGUGAUAGCAACUGUGGUAGGACCAAGAGGUGGUCCUGGCGUAGACGUUCGACUCUUGGACGAUGGAACAGGAGGUGACGCAAGUCCAGACGACGGAGUCUACUCAGGAUAUUUCACCAAAUUCAAUGGGAAAGGCAGAUACGCUGUCGUCAUUAAGGUUUAUGGCAGAGGCGCGGCGUACAUUGCUCACAGUCCAUUCCCCGCAAGAGGAAUCCCACACUACAGGUUGCCACAAGGUAAAACUCUGGGACCCAUGGCAGAAUCAUUCUCAACAGCGGCAUUCGAUGUCGUCAGCGGCGCACCCCAGGGAACUAAGUCCAUGCUGAGAAGAGUGAAGCGAUCCGGCCCGUUCCAAAGGGUGGCUAACGCUGGCUCAUUUCAAGCCAAAGAAGAUUUCGAAGAAAAGAGAAUUCCCCCCGGAGCUAUCACGGACCUUAAAGCAUCUGUUGUGAAAAAAACACCGUUUCUUCCACUCAACACCACAUUGUCCUGGACGUGUCCUGGGGCCCACAUGGAUUCAGGGCAUGCCUCUCACAUCGACAUCCGCUACAGUGUGAAUCUUAGACAGCUGCAACAGAACUUCGACUCCGCGGGCAAGUUACAGAUGAAUCACGUGAUCCUGGGACAAAUGACCCUCCUUCCUCCCGGCACGAGACAGAAGAUCACGGUGUUGUUACCAAGUGAUGCGGUUACAAAGAUAGCCAAGUCACCAGGUGCUGCUGUGUACUUUGUCGCCAAGGCAGUAAAUGGGCAAAAUAUAACUUCCGAGAUUUCCAACAUUGCCGUUGCUUUUAGGCCGCCACGCUGCUGUAGCAUCAUAAUCGGCAGUGUAUGUGUUCCGUGUCCGCAGCGUAGGAACUGAUCACUAAAUGCGGAGCAGCCGUCUACUUUUAGCAUCCGACCGGAACAAGUGCUCUAUUUUUUAAUAUCAGCGGCUUGAUCCAGGAGAAGACUGCCAACUUGGUGCCCCCUGUGGCUGGAUCGGAGUACUUGCCCCUCUCGUAUACAUCAGCACUAAUUACAUGUAGCUAUAGCGACGAUGAUUCCAAUCAUUAUCUUUGGAGAAUUGCUGGCGAAGAAAAAAUAGCCAUUGCACACUAGGCAAUAUAAGUUUAAGGUACUGCUUAUUUUAUUACCAUUGAAACUUGUAGUCUUUUUUUGUUUUGGAACCUCCUGUAGUGAAUUUUCUUGAGAUGUACAUUCAUGGUUGUCAAAUAAAGAAAACAUUUACCAUGA
This is a messenger RNA of Ornithodoros turicata, 3225 nucleotides long. RefSeq names its product calcium-activated chloride channel regulator 1-like. The record is from RefSeq and is a predicted model, not a curated record. The coding region runs from base 83 to 2851 and encodes 922 amino acids. The transcript has 14 exons. Lineage: Eukaryota; Metazoa; Arthropoda; Arachnida; Ixodida; Argasidae.